Molecule: messenger RNA, 771 nt
Organism: Penicillium lagena
Lineage: Eukaryota; Fungi; Ascomycota; Eurotiomycetes; Eurotiales; Aspergillaceae
Product: TBP family protein
Exons: 4
Coding region: 1-771 (256 amino acids)
Biological process (GO): DNA-templated transcription initiation
Molecular function (GO): DNA binding; RNA polymerase II general transcription initiation factor activity
Source: RefSeq, a predicted model, not a curated record
AUGGAUUCGCUCACAACCCACCCAUCCAACGCAGUCCAGGCUCGUGCCUUCACGUCGCCUUCGUCGCUCUCCUUCCCCGGCGGGGCGGGAGAUUUGACGCCGCCGUCCUCUGAGAAAGAGGGAGUGCUUCAGCAUCACGGCCAGCAGCAGCUCGGAGGGAAUGCCGUCAACGGCAAUGGGGUGACACCCACAACUCCCGCUGCGACGCCCGGGGCCACGAACCCGGGGAGUGGCAUCGUGCCGACCUUGCAAAACAUCGUUGCCACCGUCAAUCUUGACUGUCGUUUGGAUCUGAAGACGAUCGCGCUGCACGCUCGCAACGCCGAGUACAAUCCAAAGCGUUUCGCGGCCGUCAUCAUGCGUAUCCGUGAACCCAAGACCACCGCGUUGAUCUUCGCCUCGGGCAAGAUGGUCGUCACCGGCGCCAAGUCCGAGGAUGACUCGAAGCUGGCAUCGCGCAAGUACGCGCGCAUCAUCCAGAAGCUUGGCUUCAAUGCCAAGUUCACGGAUUUCAAGAUCCAGAACAUCGUUGGCUCCUGCGACAUCAAGUUCCCCAUCCGGUUGGAGGGUCUGGCGAGUCGCCAUCACAACUUCAGCUCGUACGAGCCGGAGCUGUUCCCUGGUCUGAUCUACCGCAUGAUGAAGCCUAAGAUUGUGCUCUUGAUCUUCGUCAGUGGCAAGAUUGUCCUCACUGGCGCCAAAGUGCGCGAGGAGAUCUAUCAAGCCUUUGAGCUGAUCUACCCUGUGCUUUCCGACUUCCGCAAGGUUUGA